CUUUCAUCAGGCCAUAGGCUUGUGUGCCACACGAAGCCCAUCUUCCAAGUGCUAAGGGUUUUGAUUAUCCUAUAUGUAGGCCCUAUAUAUAUAUGUAUAUCACUUCGGUUGGAAAAUGUUCUUGUCCAAGAUGUAAAAAAGUAACAAGACCAACUCAAAUAGAGUGAGAAUUUAAAAGAAUUUUAACUGGACACUAAAAAUGGGUGACACAAUAACUGAACCACCUCCAUUAGAGAAUGUAUUGUCCUCGGGUCAGAAUUACCAUGGAGACGAAAUCAAUUUAGAGGACAUAUCAGAUACUUUGCUGAUGGAUGAUAAUGCUGAAAUAGACGGAGUUGGAGAAGGAAAUUUGAUUAUAUCAAUGCCGAAUAAUUUAACAGACGAUUUGUCAGAGGAUUUACCUCCGUACACCCCUGGUGACAGGUACAUAACGGAUAAUACUUCAGUUAACAGUGAUGACACUGCUAACGGAAAAGUUAAUGGAGACUUGAAGGUUAAUGGAACGGUUAACGGCGAUGUUGAUGUUAACCUAAGUGUUAACGGGAAGGUUGACUUUGAUCCGGAUGUUGACAGUGCCAAAAAAGAUGACGGCGGUGAUGAUGGAGAUGACAGUGGGAGUAAAAAGGAUGAAAAGGAAAAAGUUGAAAUAAAAAAAGUGGGAGUGCUUGAGUUGUUUCGAUUUCACGACAAACUAGACAUCCUACUGAUGUUCCUUGGGGCUCUGGGGUCUGUGGGCCAGGGUGCCGCCUUUCCCUUGAACCUUCUCAUCUAUGGCCAAGUGGCCGACUUCUUCGUCGGCGAUCAGAUGAUGAAAAACAAUGCGACAACUGCGCAAAAUUACACAGUCAACAUGUACAGUUUGAUCUCGCCAUUCUGUGUCUAUUUCGUGUACGUUGGUAUCGGCACUCUCGUCAUGUCAUACUUGUCGAUUGCAUUCUGGAUGUGGACUGCGGAGCGACAGACCAAGACCAUCCGCAGACUCUUCUUCCAUUCUAUCCUGAAGCAGGAGAUUAGUUGGUUCGACACACAUCAGAUUGGCGAGCUGAACUCCAGACUUGCUGAUGAUCUAAACACCAUCCAUGACGGCAUUGGAGACAAAGUCGCCCAGUUUCUUCAAGGCAUCACCACCUUCAUUGCGGCAUUCGUCCUCGGCUUUGCAAAGAACUGGGAGUUAGCUCUCAUCAUGCUCUCGCUGGUACCCUUCGUAGGAAUCACUGCUUUUGUCAUGACUCGACUUCUUCAAGGAUUCACUCAGAAGGAAUUGAAAGCAUAUGCCAAGGCAGGAGCUGUAGCAGAAGAGGUGCUCGGUGCGAUCAGGACGGUGGUGGCCUUCGGUGGCGAGAAGAAGGAGAGUGACAGGUACAAUGAAAAUCUGACCGAAGCCAAGAAGAUGGGCAUCAAGAAGGGCAUAAGUGUUGGCUUGGGCCAAGGCGUGAUCUGGUUUGUCAUUUUCAGUUCCUUCGCCCUGGCCUUCUGGUACGGUGCCAAGAUGAUUAGGGAGGCGAGGACCACUGCUGGCGUAAUUUUACAGGUGUUCUUCGGUGUCCUCAUUGGUGCCAUGGCCAUCGGCAAUGCCCUGCCUCACUUAGAGGGAUUCACUAACGCACGAGCCGCCGCAGCAUCAAUCUACGAGAUCAUCGACCAAGUGCCAUCUAUUGACAGCAGUUCAGACGAGGGCGAAAAGCCAGAGAUUGUCGGAAAUGUGGAGUUUGAUGACAUCCACUUUCGGUAUCCUGCAAGGCCGGAUCAAAAAAUUAUGCAUGGGUUUGGUGUUUCGGUGUCCGUCGGGCAGACUGUGGCGUUCGUCGGACCAAGCGGAUGUGGUAAAAGUACCACAAUGCAACUGCUACAGAGGUUCUACGACCCCGAGGACGGUGUGGUUAGAAUUGAUGGCCAUGACAUCCGUGACAUGAACGUGAAAUGGUUACGUCGACACAUCGGGAUCGUUAGUCAGGAACCGAUCCUCUUCGCGACGACGAUUGUCGAGAAUAUUCGAUAUGGACGGAACGAUGUCACCCAGGCUGAGAUAGAGCAGGCAACGAGAGAGGCGAAUGCUUAUAAUUUCAUUAAGGAUCUUCCUGAUGGGUUUGAAACUCUUGUCGGUGAGCGCGGUGCCCAGCUGAGCGGUGGCCAAAAACAAAGGAUAGCCAUUGCGAGAGCGUUGGUCAGAAAUCCUAAAAUCCUGCUCCUAGAUGAAGCGACGUCUGCUUUGGAUACAGCCAGUGAAAGUGCUGUGCAGGAGGCAUUGGAAAAGGCAAGCAGAGGACGUACCACCAUUGUGAUAGCCCAUCGCCUAUCCACGGUACGUGAUGCCGAUGUGAUAUUCGGUAUAAAAGAUGGCCAGGUGGUGGAACAGGGGAACCAUGAUGCGCUGAUGGUGAAGGAAGGGUUGUACUUCAAUCUCGUCACCAGCCAGAUACGGGAAGAAAGCAAAGACGCAGAAGCAGCUGAUGACUUUGAUGACGAGGAUUCCAUCCAACUGAAACGUGGUUUAUCCAGACAAAGCAGUCAUUUUAAGAGGCAAGGAUCUUCGAAUAAAUUUGGUCAGCGAGGCAGCUUACGUCGGUUGAACAGCGCUGUAUCAGAAUCAGGAGAUGAGGAGGAGGCUGACGCUAAAGAAGUUCAGGAAGAAGACGUGCCAGAGGUGUCGAUAAAACGAGUUUGGGCGAUGAACGCCUCCGAGUGGCUCUUCAUUAUGAUUGGUUGUAUCUCGGCAAUAUUCACCGGAGGUGUCCAACCCGCUUUUGCGGUUGUCUUCAGUGAAAUUCUUGGGGUCUUUGCCAUUGUUGACAUGGAUUUGCAAGCCCAGCAAUCCCAGCUGUUCGCUAUUAUCCUGGUCUCCAUUGGCGCGACCGUGGCCAUCUGUCAUUUCCUGCAGAGCUAUUUCUUUACGUUGUCCGGUGAGCAACUGACAGAGCGGCUGCGCCACUUGACGUUUAAAGCUAUGUUGCGCCAGGAGGUCGGGUGGUUUGAUCUUCACGAGAAUCAAGUUGGGGCGCUGUGUGUAAGACUGGCAUCAGACACAUCAUUAGUCAAAGGGGCAACUGGUAAUAGAGUUGGCACUAUCAUCCAGUCGAUAGCCAACCUAGGAACUGGUGUCGUCAUAGCAUUCGUGUUUGGCUGGAAGUUGACCCUUGUCGUGCUGUGUUUUAUGCCUCUCCUGGCCGUCGGAGGUUUCCUCCAAGUUCGAUUGUUACAUGGCUACGCCAAGGGCGACAAGAAAAAAAUGGAAGAAGGUGGAAAGAUUGCAACUGAAGCCAUAGAAAAUGUGCGGACAGUUGCCACUCUUGUUCAGGAGGUGAAAUUUGAGGAAAUAUACAACAAUCAUUCAGAGGCUGUAUUCUUAGCUGGUACCAAGCGGGCGCACGUCUACGGCAUAGCCUACGCCUUCACACAGAGCAUCAUCUACUUUGCCUACGCAGCCGCUUUUGCUUUCGGUGCAUUCCUAAUUGACGAAGGUGAAAUGAACUUCAUAGAUAUUUUCAAAAUUUUCUCGGCCAUUACGUUUGGUGGUAUGGCUUUUGGACGAGCUAGUUCCAUGGCACCCGAUUAUACCAAGGCCAAGAUCUCAGCUGCCAAGAUCUUCCAACUUCUUGACAGAGAGCCCGUUAUUGAUGCAUACAGUACUAAUGGUGAAACAGUGUCCGAUUCAGAUUUCAAGGGUGAAGUCUCCUUUGGCGAGGUGGAGUUCACCUAUCCGACUCGACCUGGUACACAGAUUCUGCGAGGUCUUACAGUGUCGAUCAGUCCUGGUCAGACUCUGGGCUUGGUCGGUACUAGUGGCUGUGGGAAGAGUACGACAGUGCAGCUUGCUGAGCGGUUUUAUGACCCGUUUGGUGGAAGUGUGACUGUGGACGGUAAGGAGAUUCGGAGUUUGAACCUCCAGUGGUACAGAAGCAAGUUGGGAAUCGUCGCCCAGGAGCCAGUGCUCUUCGACGCGAGCAUCGCCCAGAACAUUGCAUACGGCGACAACACACGCAAAAUCCACAUGGAUGAGAUCAUCGAAGCAGCGAGGAAGGCAAACAUUCAUUCGUUCAUUCAGAAUUUGCCUGAUGGUUACGAAACAAAUGUUGGCGACAAAGGAACACAGCUGAGCGGCGGUCAGAAACAGCGAGUAGCAAUCGCUCGUGCUCUGAUACGAAAGCCGAAGAUCCUAUUGUUAGACGAGGCGACAUCAGCUCUAGAUAUGGAAAGUGAAAAGGUCGUCCAAGAGGCCCUCGACAAGGCCCAAGAAGGACGAACAUGCAUAUGUAUCGCUCACCGUCUCUCCACGAUACAAAACGCAGACAAGAUUGCUGUAAUCCAUAAUGGGAAGGUGAAGGAAAUCGGAACGCAUAGUCAACUAAUGCAAGAAAAGGGGGCCUACUAUAAUUUACAAAUGGCACAGGCUAGACGACGGAACACUACUGUGCCACAGAAUUGAAGAAACGUUACCUCUUUUGAUAGUUGGGGCGCUUGGCCCGUUAUAGACUCAUUGAUUGAGAAGUUAUAAGAGGACAAUUAUAGAAAUUUAUGAUGGGAGAUUUGAUAUAAAACUUGUCUGUGAUAUAUUGGAAGCUUUUACCUGAGUAGGCUUAGUCUAUUUUCAAAAGACACUUCUCUGAACUGGGGUAAGCACCCAGUCAUAUAUUUUUUGUACGUUGUACAUUUUUUAACAGAAAUAAAAAAAGGCUAAAA
This is a messenger RNA of Lineus longissimus, 4677 nucleotides long. Its product is annotated as ATP-dependent translocase ABCB1-like. The transcript is spliced from 24 exons. Gene Ontology annotation, molecular function: ATP hydrolysis activity; ATP binding; ABC-type oligopeptide transporter activity. Bases 200 to 4423 code for a protein of 1407 amino acids. The record is from RefSeq and is a predicted model, not a curated record. Gene Ontology annotation, biological process: transmembrane transport. Gene Ontology annotation, cellular component: plasma membrane. Lineage: Eukaryota; Metazoa; Nemertea; Pilidiophora; Heteronemertea; Lineidae.